Messenger RNA from Megachile rotundata (alfalfa leafcutting bee), 5185 nucleotides. RefSeq names its product myomesin and myosin binding protein. Gene Ontology annotation, molecular function: protein binding. The record is from RefSeq and is a predicted model, not a curated record. NCBI's taxonomy places the organism in Eukaryota, Metazoa, Arthropoda, Insecta, Hymenoptera, Megachilidae.
UUCUCAAAAAUCCCCGGAAACAAACCAAUUUCCAUAAACCAACUAACCAUUCCCUAUCCAAUCUCAAACUUGCAAUCCCACAGACCCCUCACUCUCCCAUCAAUCAUCGGUCCCGCCGAGUCACCAGGUGUCAGCAAAGUCCAAUCCCGCGGCAUCGAAGAUUACGUAACUCAAGAAGAUGAUCGUCGCGUAUCUCGGUGAGCUGUGAUCAACAACGUACGAGGCACAUGCUCGAGAAACGCGGAUGAUUUCAGAAAGACUGAGGGGCAAGAAAGAAACCACAGGGCGGGACGAAGAUAGCCUGAAGAGGAAGCCCGAAGAGGCUGGCGUCGCUACGGUCGUCGGCCACGAAGAGAUCCGCCAGUGCAGCACCGACGAGCCUCGUGCUAUAUCGAGCCGAAUUCUCUUUCUCUCUUCAUCGUCCUCGUCGCUCUUUGCCGAAGACAGUCCGAGGCGUAGCUUGUUCGCGGUCGAUCGAUCUCGCAGCGGCGAUCGAUGACGGUGUUUCGGCUGUUCGUGGUGCAGCAACGAGCGGAAAACUGGCCAGGAACGGUGUGAUCGUCGAGCUAGGCUCGACGUGGAAGAGGAAGAGGAGGAACGGCCAUGGGCAACGCCACCGCGAAGAGCCACUACUCGAAGAGCCUGCAAGUCGGUGGUACCAACAGGAGACCACGUUGGGAGGGAUCAGGACUUCCAGCUCCUCCAGGAAAGCCAAUUCUCAUACCCGGGGCGGACGAGUCUCAGCCAGAUGUGGUCGCCAUUCGUUGGGAGAGGUCACCGAGUAACGGUGGCUCGGCCAUUGUCGGCUACCUCGUUGAACAUCGAAGACUCGGUUCACAACACUGGGUUCGCAGCACACCAACACUAUGCACCUUCCCGGAACUGACCUUGAGCGGCCUCGAACCAGGAUGGCGCUACCAGUUCAGGGUCAGGGCUCAGAACGUCGUGGGUCUUUCUCGACCCAGUGAGAUCUCCGAUGCUCUGACUGUGACCUUGCAGAGGUCCGCCUCUUCGGCUCCGUAUUUUGACUUGGAACUCAAGGACACGGUUGUUUUGGAAAAUGAGCAGGCAGAAUUCGUGGUACGGUUUACUGGAUCGCCAUUACCGAAGAUCUCGUGGUUCAAAGAUGGUUUCGAGAUCUUCAGCAGCAGGAGGACAAGAAUCAUCACAGAUAGUGGUAGAAGUGUUCUGUUGAUCCAUCAAACGGCGCUAAACGACGAGGGCGAAAUAAAGUGCACCGCAACUAACAGAGCUGGUCACUCCAGCACCAAAGCCAGACUGGUCUUAGAAGCUCCUCCAAAAAUUCGACUUCCACGCCAAUACGAAGACGGCCUCCUUUUCGAGCAAGACGAAACAAUUAGGCUGAAGGUAUCCCUAGCUGGAAGACCACCGCCUUCCGUUAUUUGGUACCAUGACGGAGAGACGAUCUCCCAUGACGAGAGGCACAUUUUCGAGACGAUGGACGGUGAAUCGAUUCUGAAGAUCCCUGAUGCCAAACGCGCAGACCGAGGAGAAUACACCGUGAAAGCUGUAAAUAAACUUGGCGAAGACACUUCCUCGUUUCUGGUCACUGUUACAGAUCGACCAGCAGCACCAGGAAAAGCCAUGGUCACCAUGACCCUAGGCAGAACAGUGUCCCUAUCAUGGAAGGAGCCCGAAGACGACGGUGGUUGCAAGAUUGGCACAUAUAUCGUCGAGUAUUACAGGAUUGGCUGGGACGUGUGGCUGAAGGCAACCACGAGUAGACAGACCAAAGCGACGCUGUCGGAGUUAAUCGAGGGAUCGGAAUACAAGUUUCGAGUCAAAGCUGAGAAUCCGUAUGGUGUGAGCGAACCUAGCGAGGAGAGCGACGUAAUCUUCAUUCCAGAUUUAAAGAGGGGCAUAAUGACGCCAUCAUUGAGCGGAAAAUCGCAGAGCCACAGAGAAAUCAGAUCACGGGAGAAGCGUGAAGUGAGUUUCGCCGUUCCCGCUCAGAGGACCAGAAGUUUAACGAGGGAAGAGUCUCGAGUUCGAGACGAGGACGAUGACAUGCGUUUCGGUCCGAGUCGGUCAGCAUCUGCUCAGAGACUCUCGGGAAGACCAUCUAGGGCAGAUAGUAGAGUCACUUUUGCAUUGGACACUAUGGACAAGUCAGAACCACCUGUUCCUCCGGCUAGAUCGAAGGAUCAUUCCACUUCGAGGCAUGACCGGGUUGAGAAUCACUCGGAUCGUGCUGUUAAUGCACCUGUUAAUCAGAGUUUGAACCAAAACAAGGAGAGUCCAGCAACCAAACCACCCACUACAGUGACGGUUUCACCACCACAAACGGAGGAGACACGACGUUCAGUCUACAGGGAGUCGCGAUCAAGGUCUGUUUCCAUACCAAGAGAACGCAGCAUGUCUCCGCUGUCGAUGCCUCAAAUUCAAGAACAGCGAGAAGAAGAGAGUCAUGUAGCGACCUCGCGUCUUAGACCGUCCAUGCAUUUGGUCCUGAAGAAGCAGCAGACUACCGUUGACGAACCAGAACCACCGCUUAUCAAGAAUAAUUCGUUGGACCUUGAUAAACCUGGUUCACCUACCACUCCUAGAGAAGAUGACGAGAGUGCGCUUCAUGGAAGCUCGGAGUUUAUGUUAGUGCUGUAUCCGGAGGAUCAGGAUCAGGAGAAGAAGUUUAGGGACAUUGAUGGCAGACGGAAGAACUCGGAUGCCAGACCAGCCCCAGAGGAGCCAGAAGACAUGGAGGACCUCAUACCACCUCCCAUGUCCUUAUCCCUCCCCGAACUGUUUAGCGCUGAGCACCAAGUGGUGGAGACCCUUCGUGAAGCGGUCAGUUCAACAGAGCUUCUCCACGAACGAGCCAUGGAGCGUUUCUACAAGGCCGUAGCCGCCGAAGAGGCCUCAGAGGUAGCCAAAAGGAAAACGCAGAUCGAAAGAAAAACAGGAGAGCUGGCAACGACCGUGGAACCAAAAGAAGGCGACGAAAUCGAUAACCAAGACCGACUAUCGUCCAUCCGAAGAAGACUAUCGAACCCUGCAGUGAUUCCUCCGAAUCUGAUCGGUUGGCAGCCGAAGAAGAAUCGCAGGAGGUCCAGCGAGAGUCAGGCCGACACUCUGAAAGUACCUCUGAAGCUUCAAAGUCCGUUGACUGAUAUCGAAGCGAGGUCUGAUCCGAACAUACCGGGCGAUGUGGAGCCAGCGGCUCCUUGGGGGUUGGACAAAGAGGAGGACUCGGCGACGCAGCUGCGCAGAUGGCACGACGCCAACGUGCCUUUGGUGGAGGAGCUUAACGACAAAUCGAUACCCUGGCCGACCAAUGAAGAGAAAGAGGUGGUUCCAGAGCCAGCUCAGGAUGCGAAACAGGAAGAAGAAGAGGAAGAAGAGAGUGUGGAGACAUCUGAGGAGUCAUCCGAGGAGGUCAGCAGCGCGGACAGCGAGGAUCUGAAGCUGCUGAAGGCCAGGAUUCUCGCUAGACAGGUGCUCGAGGAAGAGGACACCUAUCACCCUUCCGGAAGACCAAUCUUACACAUCGAACCGGAACCCCCGCCCAUUCCACCACACAGAGUCCCCAUUUUAGAGGUGUCGCCACCCACCCCCACCAGAACAGUCCCACCACCGUUGUCCCCUACGAAUGUGGUCCCUAAAUCGAUACUAAAGAAACCCAAGGAAGAACCGAUUCCUGUAAACAGUUUUGGGAGACCCAUCCCUCCGGAGAAGCCCAUCAGAAAGAUCCCACCGCAACCUGUGCAGCCACAGCAACAUAAGGAUGAAGAGGUUCAGCAAGUUGAGACCAUUAAGACACCUGUGAUGUCGGAGUCUGAUACGGACAGCGUGCUGUCCGCAGGAGAGGCGGCGAAGAACCGCAGGAUUCAGGCGAAGAUGAGGUCCAACGCGUCUGAGGAGGAGGUCGACGAAGAGGACAUCGAGGCACGAAUGGCGGUGGUGAAUCACUACACGGAGAUCGUGAGGGAGCACUCGAGCAAGUAUAAUUACAGGAGCUCGGAGGAGAGGAAGCUGGGUGACAGCGUAGCUAGCUCCAGAAGGUCUUCCUUUUCGGAAAGUCAGGAACCAGAGAGUCAAUUGAAGGAUCAAGCUAAGAAUAACAAAGUGAGGGAGACCCAGGUUCAGCCGGCGAAGAAGAGCGAACAAAAGGUUAGCCAACCGAGAAGAGCUGGUUCUCGAGGGACCACUCCUGCGCGAGAAACGAAAGCGGAGAAGAGGAUCAGUAGACCGCCUUCCAGAAACGAGUCCCCAGCUCCCAGGUCCAGAAAUGUGUCCACAGAACGAGGGGCUUCUUCGAGGUCCUCGUCGAAAACGAGAGCCCGAGCUCCUUCGCAGGAUAGGAGACCUCCGUCGAGGACGGGCUCGGAGGACCAUCGAUACGUCAGGGAACCGUCUGUGGAUGAAGGACGGAGGACGAAGAGGGCCUCCUCGAGAACGCGGUCCAGAUCAAGCUCUAAGGACAGAAACAGACCGGAGACACCUAUUGAGUUGAAGAAGGAGAGAUUGCAGAGGACUUUGGAAAGCAAGAAAUAUCGUCCUUCAAGACGUGGGUUGUCCACGGAGAGAAGUUAUCCUGAAGUCGCCUGGCGGGAGAGUAGAUUAAAUGAAGAACGUCUGGCGAUCGAAGCGAAGUAUAAUGUUAGGAAUACGGUUGGAUACGUAACUGACCUUACGCUACUGUUGGCAGCCGUCUACGUUUAUCUCUUCAAGAAGGAGACCCUGGCGAUUCCUUUCAUCGCGCUGCUGCUUUACAGAAGAAUCCAACACGAGAUUCGGGGGAGGGUGUCCGGCGGGUGGUGGUGGUCCAAACGAAAGCAAUGACGUUCCGAAGGUUUUCUGAUGAAUUUAGAAGUUCUUCCUAGAAGAACGCGAAUGAAGUCAUCUUGAAGAGAUCUUGAAGAUGUCGAAGGGAUCUUGAAGAUGUCGAAGAGAUCUUGAAGAAUGUUGUACGUGGAAGAGAUUCUCGACAUUUAGACAAGUCUAUAGUCCUCCAAGAAGCUUCGAUGGUGAGGAUUUUUGACCUCGAAUCGAUCGUGGCAAUUUGUCAAGCAAAUUAAAAUGCAACCAUGUUGCUGAAACCAAUUGUUUCAUUCAGCAACAAACGAGUACCAAAGAUAGUGUAAUGGAUAUUAAGAGUAUAUUUAAUGGUAUAUUAUUAUAAAUUAUUGUUAUUAUUAUUUAUUCUUAUUUAUUAUUAUGGAUGUUC